AUGGGCGACGCGGUGGCGCAGGUCCGCGCGGCUAUCGGCGCCCUCUACGGAGCGGACGUCGCGCGUCAGAAGGAGGCUAACGAAUUCCUGGUUCAGCACGUGUCGACGGAUGCGGCGUGGAGCACCUCCCUGGCGCUCGUGGCGGACGAUCCGUCCAACCCCCCGGACGUUCAGUACUUCGGUGCGAACAUGAUGUACGGGAAGGUGAAGGGGGACUGGGGGAAGCUGCCGGAGCCGCACCGCGGGCCGUUCGUGCAGGCCGUGAGCGGUGCGCUCACGACGCUGUUGCAGAGACCGGCGUCGGUCCUCGCCGCCAGGAGGCUGUGCAUGGUCAUGGCGGCGACGUCGGUGCGAUCGGGAGGCGAGGCGACCGACGCCUUGGUCCAGCAGGCGCUCGACUUUGCGCAGCGAGGCUUCGCGUCCGGGGCGGUGGAAGGGGUGACGCUGGCGCUGGAGAUCCAGGCUGCCGUGGCGGAUGAGGUCGGCGAUCAGAGGUUCGACGUCAAGACCGCGCUGGCGUGCGCGCUGGUGCCCCGGAUCGUCGAGGUUCUCGCCACCUCGGAGCGGGUCCUCGAGGCGUCGGUCGGAGGGAACCAAUCGUCCCUCGCCGGUCUCAGGUCCGCGGCGCUGCACGCGGCGCUCGCGUGGCUCAGGAUGGACUCCGGCGGCGGCGGUGGAUGCGUUUUGUCCCCGGGGCAGCUCGCGCAGUCCAGACGGGGGCUCGUCGUCGGGGCGUUGGAGGCGAUGGCGGCGGAGGACUCCGCCGUGGCUGACGCGGCGACGGAAUUUUUCAUCGCCGUCGUGCAGCCGGGCGCGCCGGAAUCCUCACCCGCGGAGGAAGCCGCGGCGAUCACGGGCAUCGUUCAGGGUUUACUAUCCCACGGCGAACGGGUUUUGGCCGCACGCGACCGCGUGGCCACCGAGGACCUGGCGAGGAACGUGUGUAAGGUUGCGACGGCGCUGUGCGAGAGGGACGCAAACGCCGCCGCCGGCGCGGCGGCUUGGGACCCAAACGCCCCAGCCGCCGCUCCUUCUCCCGAGUUCCUCUCGCUGACCGAGACGGUGCUGAGGCUGACGGAGUCACACGAACGGCCGGUGAUGGAGGCUGCGGCGGACUACUUUCUCAUGCUGAACACCGUCCCCACGUCGCAGAGACACCCGAGCGCGGGUGAGCCGCUCUUUCGACGCCUGGCAUCCGCGUGCCUGAACAAAGCCGAACUUCCCGCCGACUUUACGUCGUGGGAGGAGGCGGACGAGGACAGGGACACGUUCGUGCGAUUCCGCGAACAGAUUCUGGCGGAUCUCCUGGAUAACUGCCAGGCGCAGAUGCGGUCGGGGUACCUGGCGGAGGUUGGCGCCGCGCUCGGGGCGGCGUCGUCGUGGCAGCGAGCGGAGGCUUGCGUCUUCGCCGCGAGGGUCGUCGCUUCGCCGCUUCGUCGGGAUAUCCUCGAGCCGUCGACCAUGGCUGGGGGUCCGGAUGCCGAGGCGGAGCGCUCCUCCGCGAUGCUCGAGCAGCUCCUCGGGACGGUGGGCGAGGCUGGCCGCGCCGCGUCCGCGGCGGGUGACGCGGGCUUCGCCGCCAUCGCGGGAUCCAACGUGUUCGGGUCGCAUCCCGUGGUGGUCGAAUCAACCGCGAGGAUGAUCGGGGCGUACGCUCCGUGGCUCGGGGGAACUGUUCGGGGGCACGCGCGACAGGAGACGGUGCUCAUGUACCUGCUGUGCGCCCUCAGGGUUCCCGCCGCGUUUCGUCACGCGUCUCACGCGUUCAGGAGCGUAUGCGCCAGGUGCGCCAAGAGGCUCAACGACGCAAACACCGUCGCGUCGCUGCUCGAUUCCGUGCAGAAGACCCUCCCCGCGGCGCCGCCGAAAACGGCCGAGUCCUCCGACGGUAAGAAGGACGAUGAUGACGACAGGUCCGCGGUCAUCGAGGGCAUCGCGCGGGUCAUCGCUUCCAUGCCGGAUCCAACCGCAGCCGCCGACUUUGCCAAGCGGCUCGCCGCGCCCGUCGCGGCUCGGGCGCGGGAACACAUGAACGCCGCCGCCAACCUGGCCCAGGCCCGUUUGGACCUUCUCGGCGCCGAGGUUCGGUUGAUCGCCGCCGCCGUCAGGUUCCUGGAGUUUGCCAACCUCGUGGACGUCAGGGGCGUCAUCGUGGAGCACCCCGCCAUCGCGACCCUCUCCGCAGCGUGGCCCACCCUCUCGGCUCUCAACGCCGAGCCGUGGAGGUCCGCCCCGGAGGUUGUGGACGCCCUGUGCGAGGUAUACACCAGGUGCCUGUUGUGCGCCAAGACGAUGGCCGCGCCCUUACUCCCCCACCUUCUCGAAGCGUUGCGCGACGCGUUCGUGGCGCACCGUCACCCGUCCUGCCUGGACGCGCUCGCCGUCGCCGUGGAGGUUUUCUCGGCGCCCGACCCGACGCAGCCCGGCGCGUCCCGGGUGCGUGACCCCAACACGGCGGAAUCGUUCGCGAACGCCCUCCUCGCGUGCGCCCAGGCGGCACACGCGUCCCUGAGCCAAUCGCCCAUCGCGGAACAGGCUGACGUGGCGCGUGCAACCUUCGAGCUCGCCAACAAGUACGCCCUCUUCGCGCCGGAUGUGUUACUCUCGUCUCCCGCGCUCCAACCCCUGAUGGGCGCGGCGCUUGUCGCGAUCGGCACGAACGAGAGGGACGUCGUGAGGGCCGCGCUGGGCAUGUUGUCGGCGUUGAUCGAGCCCGGGCGCAAGGCUGGAUCGACCGCCACGUGGCAGAACGGCCGGGUCGUCGUCGACGCGUGGGUGACGUCGGCGGGGGGCGGCGACGCGUUGGUUCGCGCCUUGCUCUCAGCCGGCGGUAACAAUUGCCCCCGGCACCUGCUGCGACCCGUCGCGCAGCUGCUGCACGCGGUGCGGGGCAGGUACGGCCAGAUAACGGACGCGUGGUUGAGCUCGGCGGUGACCGACCCAUCGUUCCCGUCCCCAAACGAUCCGUGCGACGACGACGCCAGGCGGGUGUUUUGCGAGCUGGCCACGCGGACGGGCGACCCGCUGCCGCCGCAGCGGUGGUCGGCGAUGGUGGUGGACUUCUUCCAGAUCUGUCGCAGGGAGGCGGACAAGGACGCGCUCCUGGCGCACCAGAUGUGA
Micromonas commoda is the source of this 3120-nucleotide messenger RNA. RefSeq lists its product with no specific name. The record is from RefSeq and is a predicted model, not a curated record. The transcript has a single exon. Lineage: Eukaryota; Viridiplantae; Chlorophyta; Mamiellophyceae; Mamiellales; Mamiellaceae. The coding region runs from base 1 to 3120 and encodes 1039 amino acids. Gene Ontology annotation, biological process: protein import into nucleus. Gene Ontology annotation, cellular component: nuclear membrane; cytoplasm.